This is a messenger RNA of Mya arenaria, 2422 nucleotides long. Its product is annotated as organic cation transporter protein-like. NCBI's taxonomy places the organism in Eukaryota, Metazoa, Mollusca, Bivalvia, Myida, Myidae. Gene Ontology annotation, cellular component: membrane. The record is from RefSeq and is a predicted model, not a curated record. The transcript has 10 exons. The coding region runs from base 199 to 1941 and encodes 580 amino acids. Gene Ontology annotation, biological process: transmembrane transport. Gene Ontology annotation, molecular function: transmembrane transporter activity.
UGUGCUUUUCAUGUGGGCAAUUUUUUUUUCAAUCUUUAUUAGAAUGAGUGUGAAUUUUUGUUAUAAUUCGUAGAAUUGCAAAUAUGGACACAUUUUCAAAACAUAUGAACAUUCUUGACGGAAUCUAAAUAAUACAAACAUAAAAGAAAAUAACAGAAUCACAAUCAGAAUCAGUGCAAUUAGCAUCCACAAGGAAUCAUGAAGUUUGAUGACAUUUUACGAGAACUGGGGGAGUUUGGUUUCUACCAAAAGAGGCUCUACUUUCUGCUUUGUAUUCCUGCCAUAUCUGUUGGCUGCUACAUGAUGAUGAACAUAGUUCUGCUGUACACCCCUGAGCACAGAUGCCAGCUGCCAGAUGAUGUUUACCCCAAUGACACUUGGAUGAUACAGUCAGAAGAACACGAGCGACUCGUGGCCAUGUAUGUGCCUCCUGACACAGAGUACACAUAUGACAGGUGUAACCUUUACCAGGGGAUGGGGGAUAGCCCGAGGGUGGGACCAGGGGCAGGGAACAUCACACACAAUGGUACCCUAACGCGUUGCUCCAAGUGGGUCUACAGUAGAGAGGUGUUCAAGGAGUCAUUCACUUCUGCACAAAAUUUUGUAUGUGAGGAUGCUCUAAAGACAUCCCAUAUUCAGCUGGCGUAUUACUUUGGGGUGCUGGUAGGGGACCUUGGCUUUGGCCUUCUUGCAGAUAUCAUAGGUCGCAAGAAGUCCCUCUGCAUUGCAGCUGUGUUACAACUGGGUGCAGCCCUUGGCGUGGCAUGGGCUCCAAAUUUCUGGGUGUACCUCGUCCUUGAGUUUCUGGUGGGGGCUGCUUGUCAUGGGGUCUUCAUGGCCUCUUGUGUGCUUGGCCUGGAGGUGGUUGGGCCGUCGAAGCGUGUGUGGGCGGGUGUUGUAAUUCACGCAUGGUUUACUGUCGGCCUGUGUUACCUAUCAGGAGUCUCCUGGCUGCUCCAACACUGGCAGUAUAUCCAGCUGGCUGUUGCUGCACCGUGUGCUUUUUACCUCUCGUACUGGUGGUUAAUCGUGGAGUCCCCACGCUGGCUAAUCAGUAUGGGACGUACAGAGGAAGCACGAGUUAUCAUAGAGAAGAUGGCACACACAAACAAAGCUAGUCUACCAGAGAAGCUGUUUGAUUCAGACACUGUGCAGAAACAGGCUGGCGGUAAACUGUGGGAGCUGUUCAAUAACAAGGUGCUCUUCGUCAGAACCAUGAUCCUGUUUUUCAACUGGAUUGUUGUGAGCAUGUGCUACUAUGGAGUCACCAUGUACGCUGGCACCAUCGGGGGAAACUUCUACCUCAACUUUUUCCUUCUCGCCAUCAUCGAGUUCCCGGCAUUUGUAAACAUUCCCAUGCUGGACUGUUUGGGUCGGAAGUGGACACAUGUGUUUUUCAUGUGGCUAGGGGGAUUUGCGUGCAUUGGGACAAUAUUUACUGUUGUGUUUGGCGGGGAAGACCUGCACAUAGCCACCUUGGUGUUAUCCCUGAUUGGUAAGCUGGGCCCGACGGGAGCAUUUUCUGUUAUCUAUAUAUUCUCCCUGGAGCUCUACCCUACCGUGCUUCGCAAUGCUGGGAUGGGAGCUAGCUCUUGUGUCGCCAGGUUUGGAGGAAUGGUAGCACCAUACAUCGCAAAAAUGGGCGAGCUGAUAGGAGGGGACUUUGGUAAGGGUCUGCCACUGGCCAUAUUUGGUACCAUGUCCAUACUGGCUGGGGUACUGUGCCUCUUCCUCCCAGAAACACUCAACCAGAAACUUCCAGACACCGCCAAAGAGGCCGCCCAAUUCAAGGGACAUAGACGAGGUGUGGAGAAGGAGGUGUACAUUGACGAGGAAAAGUCUGAUAUUGUGCUGAAGAAUGGCCACAUAGACAAUACAGACAGCAAUUUGAACACCGCCAAUGGCAAUGUUAACAAAGCUUAUGAAAGCUGUAAAUUAUAGCCAGGCUUACCAUUUAAAUAAAAGGGGGCCAUAAGUUACUGAUAGCUGUAAAUAGCAGGAAGAAUUAUUGGUCUAUACCAAAUGAAUUAUAAGUUUAGCACCAGGUUCCAAUUUCAAAAUCUACCUAUCCAGCAGGAAGAAACAAAUGAAGUGUCAAAGAAAAAACAAAUAUAUCCUUGAUACUUGAUUUCACAAAUGAAUAUCGUUAGGAAAGAAUACAUAGCAUUAUUGACUCGUAUUUAUGUUUUUAUUAUCAAGCUCAAGAAAAUCAUAAGCUCGAUGAAUCUAAACAUAGAAUAAAUUUGGCAUGGUCUAACUUGAUGAACAUAUCGGUAUACAUUCCAAAAGAACCUACCUUUGUAUUAUACUGUAAACUAUUGGGAUUUGUGGGGUAUAUCAUCCACAGAAAAUAUUUCUAGUCAGUCAUUUGAAUAGUAUAUACAUGUAAUAUUCAUACAUAAAACUGUCAUGUCAACUCAUA